AUGACCCUAGUUAGUUUGUCUAAUACGGUUGAAGCCAAAUCAGUGUAUGACCUAAUCGAGACAGGUGAUUCUAUCUAUUCCCAGUACGACUUCUCGUUGAAGGACAGAUCAUAUUGGAUUGGAUUGCACAUGGAGUCUAGCCAAGGUGGAAUUUCAGAAUUUCAUUGGGGAGGUUGUUCGGUAGAUGGAAUGGCAACUAAUGUGUUUUCCGAUUUAACAGAUUACAGUUCGGCCACUGGUUGUGGAUUUUUAACCCAAAGUUCCGUCUUGAUGACCACUUGUCUUUCUUCUAUGUCGAAGUGUCUGGGCUUUAUCUGCGAAGGUGUAAAUUCCUGUUUUACAACACAUUCAACGACAUUCCUACCUCUUGGAUUCAGCAGUGAAGUCACUGCCAACUCUCGUGAUUGUGCCUCAUCCUGCUUAAGUGACCGGACAUGUGCUGGUGUCCACGUGUCGUCCGGAACCUCGUACAUUGCUCCGACGCCUACAUUCGUCACUACAGGGGACAAUUUAUCAGAGUCAAUGCAGACCGCGGAGGAAUCUCCAGCUACAGACACUGUGGUAGGUACUGCGACAAUAUAUCAUGUUGAUACUAGUGCCACAACAGAGGAAUUCGAUGUAGAGACCAUUCAGAAUAGUUUUUACACCACAACAGAAGAGUUCGAUGGAGAGACCAUUCAGAAUAGUUUUUAUACCACAACAGAGGAAUUCGAUGUAGAGACCAUUCAGAAUAGUUUUUACACCACAACAGAAGAGUUCGAUGGAGAUACCAUUCAGAAUAGUUUUUAUACCACAACAGAAGAGUUCGAUGGAGAGACCAUUCAGAAUAGUUUUUACACCACAACAGAAGAGUUCGAUGGAGAGACCAUUCAGAAUAGUUUUUAUACCACAAUAGAAGAGUUCGAUGGAGAGACCAUUCAGAAUAGUUUUUACACCACAAUAGAAGAGUUCGAUGGAGAGACCAUUCAGAAUAGUUUUUACACCACAACAGAAGAGUUCGAUGGAGAGACCAUUGCUAAUAGUUUUCAUACUACAACAAAAGACGUAGAUGGAGAGACCAUUUCGAAUACUUCUUAUGUAAAUAGUGACGUUAUGACAGAAGAAACAGUGACGUCAGACUUUGGAGGAACUACAAAGAAAAAAACAUCGAAACAUGACAACACCAUUGUCAAUGAGGAAGCAACAACAACAAAGGAACCCAUUACGGAAGGCAUGGUGUCACCAACGACAGAAACAAAUAUCUACAACACAAACGAAACAACAACGAAUGAAUGUGUCACAAACUUAACCAUAUCAGACUUUCUAAACACAACGAUACACCACACCACAUCCAAUUCUGACAUUUAUUCAGAAUUUAAAACCACCACUGUCACUGAUAUCGAAACACAAAAUAAUGAAUCUGUAAUCGUGCAUCAUUUAUCUUGUUGGGUAUGUGUUUGCAGAGAUAUAAAUGACACUCUUGAGGAGCGUAUAGAAAGGAUCAAGUCUGGAUUAAAACUGGAGAAAAAGACCUUGUCAUCAGCUAGAUAUAAGAGAAUUUCAGCAGAUGAUCCCAGACCAACUGCGAAAUACGUAGGAGUACUCGGCAUCUUUAUUAUGUGUGCUUUUGCUGUGGUCAUCAUUGGAAUGGAUAUUUUGCGAAUUUUACAAACUUGUGACAAGAAGCGCAAAAGAAAUAUAAUACAUACUAGAGAAAAACCCUCUUUUGCUUAAGGAAGUUAGCUCCUGGGCUUUUGAGCACUACUGCGCAGGAUGUUACAACUAAGUAUUUACUGGUUCAAUACUGAUCCCAUUGGUGCAAACAUAUUACACAUCUAUUGCUGAACCCUAUCCAGUUGAAAAUUUUUGUGUCAAUUCAAAUUUCUAAAGGGUUUGGAAGGGACUAUAUUUUGUGGCGGAAAAAUUCAUUAAUCAAAAAGAUAUAAAUCUGCAUGAUAUUACAGGGUUUUUUUAAUACAA
Molecule: messenger RNA, 1959 nt
Organism: Ostrea edulis (European flat oyster)
Lineage: Eukaryota; Metazoa; Mollusca; Bivalvia; Ostreida; Ostreidae
Exons: 4
Coding region: 1-1713 (570 amino acids)
Source: RefSeq, a predicted model, not a curated record